Symbiodinium pilosum is the source of this 651-nucleotide messenger RNA. Lineage: Eukaryota; Dinophyceae; Suessiales; Symbiodiniaceae. The record is from the annotation of a GenBank genome assembly.
AUGCGGGCCAUGCCUUCAAGAGUUCAUAUGUGGCGUUCUGCAGCAAGAUCACUGCGCUGGUUUGCGUGUGAUGCAGACCCUGCAGGGCUGCUGCAGACCCAGAGACUUGGGCUUCCUUUGAAUCAGCCUGAUGCUUCAAUGCGCUUGCUUAUCGUUUGGCACUCCAGGACCGGCAUGGCAAAGCAGAUGUCCGAAGCUCUCCUGAAGGGAGCUCAGAAAGCCAGAAGUGAGAUGGAGGCCAGCGAGACCGACUUGGCUAUCCAUAUUUGCCGAGCCAGAGAUGCGCAGAUUCACGACUUGAUAUCUGCGCAUGGCUAUCUCUUUUGCGCGCCUGAGAAUCUCGCAUCAAUGUCUGGGGAGAUGAAGGAAUUCUUCGAUCGCUGUUACUAUGGUGCUUUGGGUAAGCUGAAUGGCCGGCCUUUCGCACUGGCCGUUUGUGGCGGCUCCGAUGGGGAAGGUGCGGCGAGGCAGAUCAGCCGAAUAUGUCAGGGCUGGCGCUUGAAAAGCGUCACAGCCCCUUUGAUCCUUAGAAACGGAGCCCAAACUCCUGAAGCAGUGGCUGCAGCCAAGACCUUAGACACACAUGGCGCUGAAAAGUGCAUGGAUUUGGGAGGUCUCAUGGCAGCACACAUGCUGCUUGGAGUGCCAUAA